AUGGGUAAUCCAAAUUUAGAACACAAGAAAAGAUUAAUGCCCAAGUCGGCGAUUUUGGUUAGGAAAUACCAGAAGGGAAUCAGAGUUUCCUUCAUUGGUUUCGUAAUAAUGUUAACUUUAGUGUUUUUAUUACACACUCCAUCACCAACACAUAAUCAAGUGGCCAAUAGUUUCAAUAACAUGCCUUUGGUUCAAAAUUCGUUUGACUCAAGUCCUAUAAAUGCUGCUAGACUAUCUGACGACUAUUUAGUUCCUUUCACUGACAAAUCUCAAGGUGUUACACAACCUCUUGAUGAUGGUAUUAAGGUUAGAGCGGCCAUGGUUACUCUUGCAAGAAAUGCUGACCUUUGGGAGCUUGUGAAGACUAUUAGACACGUAGAAGAUCGUUUUAACAACAGAUAUCAUUACGAUUGGGUAUUUUUAAACGAUAAACCAUUCUCUGAUGAAUUUAAGAAAGUGACAAGUGCUUUAAUUUCAGGGAAAGUUAAGUAUGGUGUGAUUCCUAAGGAACAUUGGUCAAUUCCUUCAUUUAUUGAUAUGAAGAAGUACGAAAAGGCCAAAAAAGAGUUUCAAGAGCUUGAUGUACCUUAUGGUACUUCAACCCCAUAUAGACAUAUGUGCCGUUAUCAAUCUGGGUUUUUCUGGCAAAGUGAAUUAUUAGACGAGUAUGAAUACUAUUGGAGAGUUGAUACUGAUAUUACCAUUUUCUGUGAUAUCCAAUACGAUCUUUUCAAAUUCAUGAAGGUGAAUAAUAAGAAAUAUGGGUUUAUAUUAUCUGUCAGUGAAUAUGAACAAACCAUUCGUUCUCUAUGGAAAACUGUUAAACAAUUUGCAAACAAAUUCCCCAACUACAUUGCCAAGGAUAAUUUAAUGGGCUUUGUAUCAAAUGAUGGUGGCGACACAUACAAUAUGUGUCAUUUCUGGAGUAACUUUGAGAUCGUCUCUCUUGAUUUCUACAGAUCAGAUGCCUACAGAAAAUAUUUUGAAUACCUUGAUAACAGUGGUGGGUUUUUCUAUGAAAGAUGGGGUGAUGCACCAGUCCACUCGAUUGCUGCUGCAUUGUUAUUAGAUAAAUCUGAACUUCAUUUCUUUGAUGGGUUAGGAUUCCAUCAUCCAGAUUUUUACUCUUGUCCAAUCGAAGAACCUAUCAGAUUACAAAACAAAUGUACUUGUGACCCAGAAACAGACAAUACAUGGCUAGAUUAUUAUUUCUGUACAAGAAAUUAUUUCAAUGCCGCUGGCUACAAGAUGCCACCUGGUAUCGAUAAGAAGAAAUAA
Maudiozyma barnettii is the source of this 1278-nucleotide messenger RNA. It is a transcript of the gene KTR3, whose product is annotated as mannosyltransferase KTR3. Gene Ontology annotation, molecular function: alpha-1,2-mannosyltransferase activity. Gene Ontology annotation, cellular component: Golgi apparatus; membrane. The record is from RefSeq and is a predicted model, not a curated record. NCBI's taxonomy places the organism in Eukaryota, Fungi, Ascomycota, Saccharomycetes, Saccharomycetales, Saccharomycetaceae. Gene Ontology annotation, biological process: protein N-linked glycosylation; cell wall mannoprotein biosynthetic process; protein O-linked glycosylation. Bases 1 to 1278 code for a protein of 425 amino acids. The transcript has a single exon.